UGAAAAAGAGUUGAAAUUGAUGCUACCCUCAGCUCAAACUCAAAGCCUCGCAAAUGAUCUCUCUCUGUCUCAACAACACUCUCUCCCUAUCCUCUGCUGCUUCUCUCUCCUCCUUCAAGCCAUCUCUCAUAUCCAUUCUCAAACCUCCCAAAAAACCCUACCUGAAAAGGACCAGAAAUGGAACGUGUUGUAGAGCCGAGUUCUCUCAAGACGCGCCAUUCGCCGUCGCAAUCGGUGCUUGCAUUCUCAAUUCGGUCGUCUUUCCGAUCACUUCCGGUCCUGACGAUGACGACCAAGGCGACUCCUUGAUCGAUUCCACUGAUGCGAGGUUCGCUGUUAUGGGGAUCAUGAGUUUCAUUCCUUACUUCAAUUGGCUUAGCUGGGUGUUUGCCUGGUUGGAUACUGGGAAGCGGCGCUAUGUCGUGUAUUCACUUGUAUACUUGGCUCCCUAUUUGAGGUCAAAUUUGUCUCUGUCGCCUGAGGAGAGCUGGCUGCCUAUUGCUAGCAUUUUCUUCUGCAUUAUUCACAUUCAGCUAGAAGCGAGUAUUAAAAAUGGAGAUUUUCAAGGCUUCAAGUUAUUUAGUGAGGUUUCGAAGAAUCUUUCAUCUGUCACUAGAAAAAAAGAAACACAUCUGAAGCACGAUGAAAGAGUCUUUGAAGAGGGAAGAGCAAAAGACUACAUGAACCUGCCUUCUGCUCAAGAAGAGUCUAGGAAUGAGAUUCGGGGGUGGGGAGUUCCCCAAAAGCCUUUACAGGAUGAUCCUGAACACUUGCAUGAAGAUGGAGGUGCUAACGAUGAAAGGAAACAUUAGAAAGAAUAGAGUUGCAAGUGGAGGUGGUGGUGGUGGUGGUGGCGACUGCAAUACUUGGGUUUUGUUAUGGCUGCAAAUAAAAAAUCUGAUAAUCUUUGGCACACAACAGAUUCUUAUAUGGGCAUGCAAAAAAAAGCAUUUAAAAGGGGGUAAACUACCUUGACUGGAGAGACACUGGUAAGAAGGAAAGGUUCACACUGAUUUAUAUCAGGUUUACUUCAAAUUUGAAGUUACGAGUAAAAAGGAAAUGUGAUGGAAGAUGUAGUUGUUUGUUUGUUUUAUGUUUGUUUAUUUCUGAAUACAAAUUUGAAUAUUAAAGUUAAUGAUAUGUAUCAAUAUUAGGGAAGCCUUCUCAGAAUUGGAUCAAACUGAUGUUGGGAGACGGUCACCCCAAAAUUAUCACCAUGGUUCAAUGAAGUUAAUCCAUCACUAUAAUUUUUCUCUUUUGUCA
Messenger RNA from Camellia sinensis, 1263 nucleotides. RefSeq names its product zinc finger matrin-type protein. Lineage: Eukaryota; Viridiplantae; Streptophyta; Magnoliopsida; Ericales; Theaceae. The record is from RefSeq and is a predicted model, not a curated record.